Sphenostylis stenocarpa is the source of this 549-nucleotide messenger RNA. NCBI's taxonomy places the organism in Eukaryota, Viridiplantae, Streptophyta, Magnoliopsida, Fabales, Fabaceae. The record is from the annotation of a GenBank genome assembly.
AUGGCUAAGUUUGUUGCUCCUGGUCACUUGAUGAUCAAAGAUGAAAACUUGGAUCUUCAUCCCAAGAAGAUUGUCAAGUCGAAGAAUUCUAAGACAGAUGGAAAGAAAGGCGGUUCACGGAUUUCUAGUCGAAAAGCUCUAAAUGAUAUAACAAACAAAACAUCACUUCCCCAUGAAACCUCAAUUAAGAAAAAGACUGUAUCCAAGGAAGAUAUUAACGUAAAGGAGGAAAUGUUUUUGCACGAUCACAAGAAGUGCAUUGAGGCCCAAAAAGCUGCAACGAGAAAUUUCAAUCUCGAGACAGUUCUUCCACAGGAUGAUUCCAUAUUUAUUGUAGAGCAGAUAAAGGUUCCUGAAUCCCCUCGAUGCUACCCGGAACCAGUAGAAUUACCAAUGUCCGAUUUUUCUGAUUGGUUGGACUAUUCAGUGCAGUGGAGCUCUCCUCCAUCGUCUCCAUCACCGUGGGACUCUCCACCAUCAUCCCCCCUUGCAUGGCAAGAUAAAGCAUUUGAAUUUGUUCUCAAGGAAGAAAUUGAUGCCCAAGUGUAA